This is a messenger RNA of Daphnia magna, 1711 nucleotides long. RefSeq names its product beta-1,4-N-acetylgalactosaminyltransferase bre-4. The record is from RefSeq and is a predicted model, not a curated record. Gene Ontology annotation, biological process: glycosphingolipid biosynthetic process; carbohydrate metabolic process. Gene Ontology annotation, molecular function: N-acetyl-beta-glucosaminyl-derivative 4-beta-N-acetylgalactosaminyltransferase activity. NCBI's taxonomy places the organism in Eukaryota, Metazoa, Arthropoda, Branchiopoda, Diplostraca, Daphniidae.
UGGCUACACCAGUAUUCUAUUACUCUGCUUCACCCCUCAGGGUCUUUAAGAGCUUAAGAACUUAUGUCCUUAUCCUUAAGCCUAAUCUUUAAAACCCAUAAGCGAAUUUGAUAUUUAACAGCUGAUAGACUUAACCAGCAAUAAAACCAUAUAAUCCCAUUCCUAUCCUUUUAAAAUAAGUAAAUGUAAAAAAUAAAAAAUGUACUGUAAAACCUAAUUUUAUGUCGCAAUGUCGCAUUGCUAGAGACAGUUUGAAAUUUCGUCUGCUGUUAGUGUGCACGCUAAUUUGCUAUUUCCUUAGUGGCCGGACUACGGUUUAUUUGUAAUAUAUUUUUUCUUUGCUAUGUUUUCUUUAUAAAAAUGGCAGACGAUAAAAAAACGUUGUUACCAAAAAUUCAACAAUACGAGAAGUUCGUAAAUGAGGUUCUAAGAAGUAAGCUCAAGAGUUGCUUAGCAGCCAGGGAAAAUUACGUGUCGGAUAUCCAGGAAUAUCUUCAGCUACUGAAAACGAUAAAAAAUUUAGAUGAAUUUGAUGUGAAUCCACUAAAAACAAAAGUUGACUUGGGAUGCGGAUUUUUUGUUCAAGCUGAAGUACCUGAUGUUUCCACAAUCCUUGUCUCAGUUGGAUUUGGAUUCUUUUUGGAGCUAACACUUGCUGAAGCAUGCACCUUUAUUACGAAGAAAGUGGAGCAAAUUGGUGGACGUGUUAAAGUUUUAGAAGAGGAAGCUUCACACAUCAAAGCAGAUAUAAAAAUGAUGUUGAACACACUUGGGCAACUACAAGGUGUUAUCCCUACAGGCAGACACAUGCUACCUUUUGACAACUUUUGUUUUCACCCAUAUGAGAAGCAGUUCAGUACCCAACGGAUCGAAGUUAAUUUAAGCGUGAACGAUUUGGAGCUAACAGCCUUCAUCGGUCAGGCGGAAAACAUUGCGAUUGGAGGUGCAUGGACUCCCACAGAAUGCUGGUCCAAAUACCGCGUCAAUAUAGUAAUUCCAUACCGUCAGCGUCAAGAGCAAUUGCGCGUCUUCCUUCAUUACUUCCAUCGCUACUUACCGUUGCAGCAAAUCGCUUACCGCAUAAUCGUCGUCGAACAAAGUGCGGAAAAUGAAUUCAACCGGGGAAAGCUCUUCAAUGUUGGUUUCGUUGAGAGUGAGAAACGUUUUCCAUCGGAUUGCUACAUAUUCCAUGACGUUGAUCUCAUCCCCACAAGCCUGAAUAACAUAUAUGCCUGCACAGGCAUGCCACGCCACUUGUCUUCAGCUGUUGAUACCUUUAAUUACCAAUUACCUUACUGCGAAAUCCUUGGCGGAGUUGUCGCCAUGAGAAGUCACCAUUUCAGGAAAGUCAAUGGGUACUCGAACAUGUUUUAUGGAUGGGGAGGAGAAGACGACAAUCUUUACUUCCGCGUGUCUCAAGCUGGACUAAAUGUUAUACGAUUUGAGCCGGACGUCGCGAAGUAUAAAAUGCUUCGCCACAUUAAGGAGAUUCCAAAUCCUGCUCGUUUCCAAAUCAUGAAGAUGGAUCGGGAGAUUUAUUCUGCUGAGGGACUAAACAACCUUAACUACACUUUGUUGUCGUAUGAACUAAAACCACUGUAUACGAGGAUAUUUGUACACGUUUAGUAAAACUUACGAAAAAACGCCGAUUAAUUCUUUGCUAUUUUACCACGAAUACCUCUGGAAAUCAAUUCGAUAUUUCACUUUUGUA